Lactuca sativa (garden lettuce) is the source of this 3230-nucleotide messenger RNA. Its product is annotated as formin-like protein 18. The record is from RefSeq and is a predicted model, not a curated record. Lineage: Eukaryota; Viridiplantae; Streptophyta; Magnoliopsida; Asterales; Asteraceae.
AUGGUGCUGUUUCGGAAUAAGAAGUUACCCGAUGGAAUUGUCGAUGUCUUUGAAAGAAUAUACGUCUUUGACUCCUGUUUCAGAACGGAAACCUGGGAACAAGAAGAAUACAAACGCUACAUGAGGAGAAUCAUAACUCAAUUAAAAGAAAUUAACCCUCAAUUUUCACCUAUGAUUAUGAAUUUACGAGAAGGAAAUACAAUAAACAAGAUCCACCAAGUUUUAGCAGACGACUAUCUUACUAUAAUGGACUACCCUCGGGACUAUGAAGGUUGCCCUGUGCUCACAAUAGAAGUGAUCCGCCAUUUUCUAAAAUCAAGUGAAAGCUGGCUCUCAUUUAGACAACAUAACAUUGUGCUAAUGCACAGUGAGCUUGGUGGUUGGCCUGUGUUGUCUUUCAUGUUGGCUGCUCUUUUACUUGACAGAAAACAUUUCACUUCUGAAAGUAGGGCUCUUGAGAUGGUUCUCAAACAGGCCCCAUCUCAGAAGUUACCCCUGAUGACCGGAUUGGAUCCUACUGCUUCUCAGUUGAGGUACUUACAGUAUGUGUCAAAGAGGAAUGCUGAUGAACAAUGGCCUCCACCAGAUAAAGCACUUAAAUUAGCUUGUGUGAUAAUCAGAAUGAUUCCUGAUUUUGAUGGAAAAGGAGGUUGUUGCCCUGUAUUUAGAAUUUAUGGACGAGAUCCGUUGUUACAAAUUGAUAAAAUCUCUAAACUUUUAUUCUCAACCCCAAGGAGGAGUAAGAAUGUCCGGUCUUACAAUCAGGCAGAAAAUGAGCUGGUUAAAAUUGAUAUUAAUUGCAAUAUUCAAGGCGACGUUGUGUUGGAGUGCAUUAACUUAACUGAUGAUCUCCUGAAGGAGACCGUUAUGUAUCGUACCAUUUUCAACACAGCAUUCAUCAAAUCGAAUACUUUGAUAAUGAGUCGUGAGGAAGUCGACAUAUCUUGGGAUAAAAAGCAUCAAUUUCCUAGGGACUUCAAAGCUGAGCUUCUUUUCUCGGAAAUGGAUCCAGAAGCUUCUAAGGUCCCAGUAGAUUUUUCUAGUUUUGAAGAUGCAGGGAUCCCAGCAGACGCAUUUGAUAAAGUUCAAGAUUUGUUUAGCAUUUGUCCUCCACAACCUCCUCCUGGUUGUGGAGGAGGAGGACCUCCUCCACCACCACCGCCAACACCUAAACCACCACCAGCACCACAUAAAUCAGGUUCACCACCACUGUGUCCAGUUAACGGAAACAAAGAAGGCAGUGCAGGUCCACCACCUCCACCACUAGCUUCAAAAGGAGGCGGUGUAACUGCUCCAUCUCCACCACCUCCUAUAAAUAAACCACAUGCUCUAUCAAGGACAACUGCUGUGAAAAUUCAACCUGGAAAAAAGCUGAAGCCUUUACAUUGGUCAGAAAUAAAUAGAGUAGGACAAGGAAGCUUGUUGGCUGAAGCAGAAAAAUCUGGUGAAGCUGCAAAGGAACCAGGGAUUGAUAUGUCAGAACCUGAAACACUCUUCUUAGCAUCAAAUCCAAAUUCUGACAAGGCAUUAAAAGCAAAAUCCAAAGCAGCUAAUGAACCCGAAAAAGUACAACUGAUUGAGCAUAGGCGAGCAUUUUACUGUGAACUAAUGCUUUCAAAGGUGAAGACACCAUUGCCUGAAUUGAUGAAACAUGUCCUUAAGUUGGAUGAAUUAGCAAUGGAUGUUGAUCAGGUAGAUAAGCUUAUAAAGUUCUGUCCUACAAAGGAGGAGAUGGAACUACUUAAGGGCUAUCAAGGAGAAUAUGAAAUGUUGGGCAAAUGUGAACUGUUCUUUAUAGAGCUAAUGAGAAUUCCACGUGCAGAAGCUAAGCUCACAGCUUUCUCUUAUAAGUUACAUUUUAGUACACUGGUUACACAACUUAGGGAUAAGAUAAGCAUUGUAUAUUUAUCAGUAGAACAGCUUAUCAGUUCUAUAAAGUUGAGGAGAGUUAUGCAUACAAUUCUUUCUCUUGGAAAUGCUUUGAACCAGGGAACUACAAGAGGUGCUGCUGUUGGGUUCAGAUUGGACAGCCUCUUAAAACUUAAUGAAACGUAUGCCAGGAACAAUAAAAUGACUCUCAUGCAUUAUCUUUGUAAGGUCCUUGCAGACAAACUGCCUGAACUGCUAGACUUUUCCAAGGAACUUGGCAGCUUGGAGCCUGCGUCAAAGAUACAAUUAAAAAUCUUGGCAGAAGAGAUGGCACUGAUUAGAUAUGGACUAGAGAAAGUAGUCCAAGAAAAGAAAUUGUGUAAAAGAGAUGGACAUGUGUCUAAAAAAUUUCGGAAGUCUUUGAAAAAGUUUCUUGCUUCUGCGGAACAAGAGGUGAAGUCCUUGGCCUCACUUUUCUCUGGAGUGAGUAAAAGAGUGGAUGGUUUUAUUAUUUACUUUGGAGAAGACCCUAUGAAAUGUCCAUAUGAAAAAGUUGUUGAAACUUUGUUUAAGUUUGUGAGAAUGUUUAAUCAAGCCCGUGAUGAAAACUGCAAGCAAAUAGAGGCAGAGAAAAAGGUGGCACAAAAAGCAGCUGAACAAGAAAGAUUAAAGGCAGAAGGGAAAAAAAAGUCAAAAGUACAAAAUCAUUCAAAAAUGGAGUCAGAACUAAUAAGAAAUAAAACUCCUAUAGAAAGUGCCGAAUACCUUUUUUGCUUUUCCCCUUUCUCUGUAAUUAAAAAUUGGUGGAAAAAUAAAAGCGGCUUACUGGUUGCAACUUCCAGUGCAUGUGUUCCAGCCUUUUUUGAUGAAAAAAAUGGUAAUGAUCUGGUGUUGAUCGAGGAAGAAGAAGGGUUCCAACUGAUAGUGCUGGAGGAUCACCAGACUGAAGGUUAGUCUUCAGUCUUGAUUAUCAAACUUUUAUCAAGAACAUGAGAAGAUUUUAUUUUGAUUUUUUUCCCUUUAGUUUUAUGAUUAAUUUGAUGUAAUAGCGUUGCAGCUGAGACAGUAAGAUGUAGAAAAUUUUGUAAUAAUUUAGUGGGAUAGCAUCCUAGGUCUCACUGAGUUUGCAGAAAAUUAUAGUAUAGAUUACAGUUAAAUCUCUUAGAUUUUGUAAUUCUUUUAUGGAACAUGAGAUUUUGGAUGAUAAAUUACCACCACUGACAUUUUCAGAAAUUUGAGUUAUUUCAUUUUGCACGCAUUGUGUUAUCUAUGAAUCAGAGGCACAUGCGUACCUUUUUUUGGGCACUAGUUUUUACACGUUAUGUUAGUUUAUACACAUGAUGUGACAUCUGAGGGGCACA